Molecule: messenger RNA, 2729 nt
Organism: Nymphaea colorata (pocket water lily)
Lineage: Eukaryota; Viridiplantae; Streptophyta; Magnoliopsida; Nymphaeales; Nymphaeaceae
Product: ubiquitin carboxyl-terminal hydrolase 24-like
Exons: 7
Coding region: 431-2407 (658 amino acids)
Biological process (GO): protein deubiquitination
Cellular component (GO): nucleus; cytosol
Molecular function (GO): cysteine-type deubiquitinase activity; cysteine-type endopeptidase activity
Source: RefSeq, a predicted model, not a curated record
CCAAAUUCUCCUUCCGCUCGGUCCCUCGUUGUAGAAAGAGAAAGAGGGAGAGGAAGAGACACCAGAGGGAGCCGGGAGAGAGGGGGGCGGAGCUGCCGGCGCGAGUGCGUUAGGGUUUUGUUCCUGUUUGGCUGUUGCUCGAACACAGAGUGGGGCGGUCGAUGCUCCGUCCGCCAUCGACCCCUGUGCCUUCGCCUUCUUCUCCUCCUCUUCCUCUUUCUCAUUAAAUGUGCGUCUGCACCCCCGCAGCUGCCACCAUCACCACCAUCAUUGCUGCUUGUAUCGCCACCGACUCAGCUACUAGCUUCCCUUUCAUGUCUUCCUUGUGCUGCCGCCUUUGCACUGCCCCUUCCGGUGCUGCGCUUCUCUAUGAAACCCUAGCUCACAUACGAUCCCAACACGAGAGCUUUCUGUAUCUCCCUCUCCGGCAAUGAGUAAUCCCAAGGUUGUGGUGUUUGGAUCAUUCACUGAAGAUGAAACAAGGUUGUUCCAGAAGGCUUUGGUUGGAAAUCCUUCCGAGUCUGUGAAGAAGACUGACUUGCAAUUUGGCUCAUUGGACUAUGCGGCAGUCGUUGGGAGCUACAGUGCCAAACAGCCGAGCCAAGCAAAUGGUUCUAAAAUAUGUGAACCAGUAAAACCACUUUCUGAGAAUGGGCUACCAACUAGUCACAAAGCUAAGUCCACGGAUGGCAUACAGAGAGUAUCUGCAAAUACAAAAUCAGUUGUCGCUUCUCCUCAUUUCAGUCAUGUUAAUACUGGCACUGAAGCAGCUAAGAAGGUCGCUGCUGGAAUUAGAUCGGUGUCUGGGUCACUACAAAAUGGAUCAGGUACCUUAAAGCCAUCAACGGGGCAGCUGCCUGAGAAGGAUGCCCGUUCUGUUGGGAGCCCUGAUGGGGCAGCCAAACAUUUAUGCGUAGAAAAUUCCACUAGUACUUUGGCCCACAUUUUGGAUGUUCAAACGAAUGUCAAAGGAGGUUCCGAUGCUAAGCCUGUCAUUUCAGACAAACCAGAGACAGUUUCUGCUUCCUUGCAGAAGUUGAAUAUCGGGUUGGGCGUGGAAAAUAGUGGUUCUCAAAUUUCUCAUCUAUCUGAUGUUCAUGGAGAUGGCAGUAUGUUUGUUUCAGGAGUUCUUCAGAAGCCAAAGUCUGAGGACCACCAUGGUAAUAGUGGGGGUAGUUCUCCACACGUCCCUGAGGAUGGAACACCAAAAUAUGGAAGCAGCACAAUCACUGGUGAUAUCAUUUGCAGUAAUUCCUUUGUUCACUCGUCAAACGGUCCGACUUCAGGAAAGGAUGUAAACAAUGCAUCAAAUGGGAUAGAGACAUCUGUCAAAUAUGUGCAACCAAGAGGCUUAAUAAACUUGGGCAAUCUGUGCUUUCUUAAUGCAACUCUUCAAGCACUUCUUUCGUGUUCACUUUUUGUUCAGCUUUUACAGAAACUUAUUGUUCGUGAUAUCCCCAAGACGGGAUACCCAACAUUACAUGCGUUUACUGAGCUCAUUUCUGAGUUUGAAGCAUCAAGGGAUUUGAGUGCAAGAAAGAAUGCAAGUGCUGUUGUUGAGGUUGGAAAGCCAUUUAGUCCUGUGAUGUUUGAAUCUGUCUUAAAGAAGUUCACUCCAGAUUUGCCUGCAAGCAUAUCAGGGAGGCCAAGGCAAGAAGAUGCUCAGGAGUUCUUAAGUUUCGUGAUGGACCAGAUGCAUGAUGAGUUAUUAAAACUGGAAGGUCACCUGUCAUUUUCGGAUGGGGGAAGGUCAUCAUUGGUUUCUUCUGCUGAAGAUGAUGACUGGGAAACUGUUGGACCAAAAAAUAAGACUGCAGUGACCAGAACUCAAAGUUUUGUGCCAUCUGAGUUGAGUGAUAUAUUUGGAGGGCAGCUACGAAGUGUUGUUAAAGCAAGAGGCAAUAAAGCAUCAGCUACAGUGCAGCCAUUCCUUCUGCUUCAUUUGGAUAUAUUUCCUGAUGCUGUUCAUACAAUUGAGGAUGCACUCCGGCUGUUUUCUGCGCCAGAAACACUUGAAGGCUACAGAGCAUCAACAGGAAAGGCUGGAGUCGUCAGUGCCCAGAAGUCUGUGAAAAUACAGACCCUGUCCAAGAUUAUGAUUCUACAUUUGAUGCGGUUCAGCUAUGGGAGCCUGGGAAGUACCAAACUGCAUAAACCUGUUAAAUUCCCCCUAGAAUUGGUUCUUGGGCGUGAGCUGCUUGUCUCAUCUACGACAGAGGGCAGGAGAUAUGAACUUGUUGCUACAAUUACCCAUAUAGGGAGAGACCCAUCAAGAGGACAUUAUGUAGCUGAUGCGAAGCAUGUGGAAGGCAGAUGGCUACGUUUUGAUGAUGCAUCAGUCAGUGUCGUGGGUCAAAAUGACGUGCUCCAUGAUCAGGCUUACGUACUUUUUUAUCAGCAGGUUUAGGUUUCUCCUGAGUUUCGCUGUAAAGUUUCACAACAACUUACUGUAGAUAUUGCCAGGGAAGUGGCUGUUGCCACCAAUCGGUAUCAUGUUCAUGGCUGAAGCGCCAUAUGUGAAGUUCCUUGACGAGAAGGGGUGGUUUUCAGCCAUUUGUAUUUUUGGUUUCACAUGAACUUUUCGCCAUUUAACCAAGCUGUCGUGACCGACGGCUUUUAUUGACUCCUGUAAAUUUGUUGAGAAAUUUGUGCACCAUCUGUAGAUAUAGAGGCGACAUGGCGUUUAUGUAGAGUGGUUUAUCUACGCAUUCCUUGCCUGUAGUUGGACA